AGUGCCUUUGUUUGUUUCAUAGAAAAAGUUGAUCUUGGAGGAAAAGUGUAUCGCCAAGAAACUAUCACAAUUACGGAGUCACUUCGCUAAUAGGUAUUAUAAGUAAAAGUAAUCUGUUUAGUCUCUAGCAUAGAGCUAAAGUAAUACGAAGCCGUGCGAAUUUGGGGUUCAGCAUUAAUUAACUGCUCGAGGCAUAUAACCUUAAAUAUUUUCUCAGUAAACAUUGUGAACAUUUGCAGUAAAUUCAUAUCAUAAUUGAGCAAGUUAUGGAAAGCAGUGAAGACAUAAUUGGGGUAAAAGAAGAGCCACAAGAUACUUGGCCAGACGCAAGCGAUGAUUAUGAUUUCGAUUCGGUCGACUCUUCCGGAGCCAAAAACAUUCAAAUGUUCCCACUUUAUAAAUCACCGGAAACAGUAGACGAAAAAAUAUUCGUAGACUUUGAGGGCAAAAAUGUGAAGCUUGAUCUGACGAUAUUACCGGCCAACAUAUGCAAAUCUGAGUUCAAAGUAAAAUCAGAAAACGAAAAUCAGACAAAUGGGAUGAAUCAAAAUAUAUACAUCGAAUUUGAGUGCAAAAAUGUGAAACUUGAAGGCAAGACUCCAUCGACAACCAUGUGCAAAACUGAGGAUCAAAGUUGUUUGCCUAUAGUGAAAAUAGAAAACGGAAAUCAGACCAAUGAUACAAAUGGAAAUAUAUCCACUGAUUUUGCAGUACAUUGUCGAACGAAGGCUUUUGAAUGUGAAAUUUGCCACAAAUUAUUUGCAUAUGAAAGUAAGCUCAACAGUCACAUAAAAACAGUACAUGAUCGCAGCAAACCCUUUGAAUGUGACAUUGGUCACAAAUCAUUUGGAAAAAAAGUACCCUCAAUACACACAUCAUCGGAAUACAUGAUCAUAGAAGACUCUUUGAGUGUGACAUUUGUUACAAAUCAUUUACACGAAAAAGUGGUCUCGCAAAACACAUAAGUUCAGUACAUGAUCGGAGCAAACCCUUUGAAUGCGAGAUUUGCCACCAAUCAUAUAGUCGCAGGCAAAAUCUGAAAAGUCUGCACCUCA
Trichogramma pretiosum is the source of this 1055-nucleotide messenger RNA. RefSeq names its product early growth response protein 1-B-like. The transcript is spliced from 3 exons. Lineage: Eukaryota; Metazoa; Arthropoda; Insecta; Hymenoptera; Trichogrammatidae. The coding region runs from base 267 to 965 and encodes 232 amino acids. The record is from RefSeq and is a predicted model, not a curated record.